CCACUCCAUUUCAAUUAGCAACAAAAUAGAAACCCUCAUCUCCCACCACCAAAAAAACGAAGAAGAAAUGAUGGUAGGAGAGAGAAGCGUUGGGCAUACUCCGCCGUGGGCAGAUGAUCCGACCACCGCAAUCAAUGCAAUCGACGACUACUCUUUAUUCUUCCAGACCGACUCCUUGAAGGCGCUGCAGCGCUACUUACCUUCCAACUCAAGCGACGUCGUUCCGGAUGCUGAUUCGGACGGCGCAGACUUCGUUCCCGUGGACGCGCACUCAUGCGAUAACUUCCGCAUGUUCGAGUUCAAGGUCCGCAAGUGCGCCCGCGGCCGUUCCCACGACUGGACCGAGUGCCCCUUCGCCCACCCGGGCGAGAAGGCCCGCCGCCGCGACCCCCGCAAGUUCCACUACUCCGGCACCGCCUGCCCGGAGUUCCGGAAGGGCACCUGCCGGAAGGGCGACGCCUGCGAGUUCUCCCACGGCGUCUUCGAGUGCUGGCUCCACCCGGCGCGUUACCGCACGCAGCCAUGCAAGGACGGGAUGGCCUGCAAGCGCCGCGUCUGCUUCUUCGCCCACGCGCCCGACCAGCUCCGCGUCCUCAGCCCACGCGCCUUCAUCGCGUCGCCGGAGUCGGUCUCCCCGCCGAUGACGGAGUCGCCGCCGAUGUCGCCGACGGUGAGCGAGAUGGUGGCGUCGCUGCGGCAGCUGCAGCUGAGCAAGGUGAAUUCGAUGCCGUCGUCGUGGCUCGGGGGGUGUCCGUCCCCGCGGAUGCUGCCCGGGUAUUUCAGCGUGCCCACGACCCCGACGAGGGCCGUGGCCCGGCCGGGGCUCGCGUGGGAGAGCGAGGAGCGGGUCGAGUCAGGGAGAAAGUUGCGGGACAAGAUGUUUGAGAAGUUAAGCAAGGAGAAUCCACUGGAUCGGGUCGAGCCGGAUCCAAACCCGGAUGUGGACUGGGUGGCGGACCUGAUCAAUUGAAGAGGGGCUUGUUGUGAAUAUGUGAGGUUACAGGGGGCAGAUGUGUCUUUUUCGGUGGAAAAUUGUAAAUAGUGAAGAAUGGAAAUUGGAAAUUUUCUUUAGACUCUACUUUGGAAGGUUAUUUAAUACUGAAAUUACAAAAUUAGGGCUCAUUUGAAUGCUCAAGGAUGGAAGCAUCUCUGGAGAAUGGAGCUCGCCGUGUUUUAGUGCCUAAGCGUCUCCCCUAAUUGCUCUACCUUUAUUAGCGUUAAUGCGAUGCAUUAUUCUCUAUUUACUUUUUAAGUUUCUCCCAAACUUACAUAUUAUUGUAAAUUAUGAGGUUGUGGUAAUUAAUGCAUGUCUAUUUCAUAUACUUUGUCAA
This is a messenger RNA of Salvia hispanica, 1331 nucleotides long. Its product is annotated as zinc finger CCCH domain-containing protein 20-like. The record is from RefSeq and is a predicted model, not a curated record. NCBI's taxonomy places the organism in Eukaryota, Viridiplantae, Streptophyta, Magnoliopsida, Lamiales, Lamiaceae. Gene Ontology annotation, molecular function: metal ion binding.